Molecule: messenger RNA, 3939 nt
Organism: Phyllopteryx taeniolatus (common seadragon)
Lineage: Eukaryota; Metazoa; Chordata; Actinopteri; Syngnathiformes; Syngnathidae
Product: armadillo repeat-containing protein 3-like
Exons: 17
Coding region: 943-3345 (800 amino acids)
Molecular function (GO): protein binding
Source: RefSeq, a predicted model, not a curated record
UAUGAAUACAAUGUGAUUUUUUUUUUUUUUUUGGUAAAGCAACUCAGAAUUAGGUUAAAGUGCAUCGUUGACAACACGUUAAAACACACACACGGGGCAAUUAUGUUCGAAGUCUUGGUCUUUGUACAGUGAAACUCCUGAAUAUGUUCAACAUUUCGCACAUUGUUGUAAUGUAGCGAACAUAGACCCUCUUGUGGUCCAACUGAUUGACUACAAUGUUUAAACUCCUGGGAUGGGCAAACCUUUGCGAUUAGGAGCCAUGGAAGAUUUUUCUUUUUUUUAAUUUAUUUUUUUAAAAACACAGUCCAUUCGUAGAUCAGGUUUAAAAACGUUCAAAUCUGUAUGUAGUUCAUUUGAAUAAGAAAAUAAUCAUUCGUUGUCAUUCAAAAUUGUACUUACAGUAUAAUUAAUUAACCAAUCAUUUAACACUAUACAUAAAAAAUAUAUUACAUGUACAGUAUGUGUACAUUUGUUCAUUUUACCACCAUUUUCAUUUGAUUAUUUACCAUAAAUCAAUUAGACAAUGAUUUCAUGAGAUAAAUGAAUAAAAAUAUGAUACAUAAAUUCAACCAAUUUAAGGGAAAACGGCUAAAUAAACAUAACAAUUACAGGACUGUUGAGAAAACAAAAUACUGUAUGAAAUAGACCAGGUCAUUGGUGUGCAAGAUUUUCUGCCUUUAUGUCGAAAAUACACCAUUUAUUUUAUUUUUUUACAUGCGAGCAUGCUAUUAAGUCCAUUUUUAUUUCCGAACUGUACAAAUGACAUUUUGUUGUAUUCAAUCAAGCAAGCUGAUUUUACCAAAUGGAUCGUCACCUCGUAGCAACACCUCGGUUACGUCACGCCCACUUUGUUGUCAUGGUGGUGUUUGGACUCACGUCCUCGACGUGAACACUUAAAGCAAGGGACAGCUUGAAACAUGAUUCUGAUUCUGAAGUGACAGAAUGGGAAGGAGAGACAGGAAAAACGGGACAAGUCAGGAGUCUCUGCACAAGGACACGAUUCAAGCACGUCGCGUCGCGUUCAAAACACCAGCCACUGCAGUUCUUCUCCUGAGCGCUCCCGAAGAGGACGUUUUAAUAAAAGCAUGUCAAGCGAUCUACGAAUUUGCGGAAGAAGGAGAUUUGAGCAAGGUUUAUCUGACGGAGCAUGGGGCGUUGGGGCCUCUCAGUCAGCUCAUCGCUCACUCCAACCACAAGAUCAGACGCAAUGCCUUCAUUGGACUAGGUGUCAUGGCUACCAACAGUACAGCCAGGACUGCCCUACAAAACAUGGAUGUUAUUCCAUCCAUCAUUGACAAACUAUCGCUUGACGACACUGUUGUCCAAGAGUUUGGCACCCUGUGCCUGUCCUGUCUGUCCGUGGAGUCCUGCUGUAAAGUGCAGAUCAUUGACAACAAUGGUCUACCACUGUUAAUCACCCUCCUCUCUAGUUCUGACCCAGAUGUUCAGAAGAACUCUCUGGAUACCAUCUACAACUUGGUUCAGGACACCCAAAUUUGCCCGGCUGUCAUCGAGUUACAUGGGCUACGUCAACUCCUCACCCUGCUGAAGUCAGACUUCAAUGCCAUUCAGCAAUUGGCUUUAAACACACUGCAGACAAUCGCUAUUAGUAAAGAAUCACAAAGCGCCUUCAGAGAAGAACGGGUAUUUGAUGAGCUAAUCGAGAUCCUCAAUAAUAAGGAUUUAAUUGACCUUCAUAUAGAGACCUUGCUGAUUCUUUCUAAUUGUAUGAGUGACCUCGAGAGUUUCCGGGUGAUACAAAAUGGAGGAGGCCUUUCCACGCUGAUGGACCUUCUUCUCACCCCCAAAGUGUCUGAGAGCCAGGCAGUUUUGCUUAAAAACGGCAAUAUUGAAAUCCAGGCCAUUGCUGUUAAGUGCUUUGCGUGUGCUGCUCAGAACCCUGGCCUUCACCCAUUUCUGCAUGAGCAGAAGAUUGAGAAGGUUCUGGUAGAUCUUCUGUCUGGGGGCAGCGAUAAUGUGAAAACAUAUGGUUGCCAAGCCUUUGCCGCCUUGAGCUCCUUCUUGCCCAGCAAAGACCUCUUCAGGGAUUUAGGCGGCAUACCUAUUGUGGUUCGGUUACUGAAGAGUAAGUGUCCCGAGAUCAUUGAGCAUGCUACCCAGGGUCUUGCCAACCUCACAUCUGGAGACCAGCUCAAUACUAUGGAAGUAUUUUAUGCAGGAGGACCUCAGGUGCUUGUGCGGAGGCUACAAGACACUUGUCCUAAAGUGUUGGCAAAUUCGAUAACCAUACUCGGCAGGAUGGCAGGACAGGAACCCAUCCGGUGUAAAGUGGUAUCAGAGGGAGUCAUGCCAGCGCUGGUGGAGCCUUUGAAAUCAGCAGACACACAGGCCCUGAUCAAUGCCUUGCUCUGCAUCUGCGAACUGGCAUUUGAGGAAGACGCCAGAGCAAAACUGCGAGGGGCUGAUGGUCUCGAACCAUUGGUCCGUUUGCUGCGUUCCAGUCAUAUGGAGGUGUUGCGCUGCACAUGUAUGGCAAUCAGUGUUUGUGCAAAGGAUGAGCCCACUGCAUUGGAGAUGUGUAAAUUCGGAGCCUUGGAAAUCCUUCAAGAAAUCACCCAGUCAAUAAAUCGUAGGAACAAGUUCACUGAGUUUGCCUUGAUCAGUCUGCUCAAAUACAAUCUGUCUCUCAAAUAUGGUCUACUGGGUUAUUUGGCCACUACUGAUGUCAUCAUAGAUGGCCUCUACGAUGCUGGGAAGGUUGGUUUUUGUCAGAAGGUUUUGACCUUAGAGGACCUGUGCAUGGAACCAGUAAACCGACGGCGGCCUGUCAUUGUUGUCAACGCAAUCGAGACGAGUGAUGAAGUGCAACAGAAAGAUGAGGCCCAGUCAGAGUGUAGUCAAGAGAGAAAUCGUAUACUGAUGGAUGACAUCUCAUUGCCGCUUCUAGUGAAAGAGGUCAAAGACUCCAUUGAGCCGCUGAUUGAAGAACAAGAACAAUAUGUUGCUUUGGCCAGGUUUGUCUCCGAAAUCAUGGGUGGAGCCAUUGAAAAGGAAGAGCGAGACACAUUUGCAUGGCUGCAGCACCUUGAGGAGCUCAGGUGUAAGCUGCAGUCUAAUGUAAUCCCUAUUGGCAUGAUUAGCAAAGGAUUUCAUUGCCAUAGGGCACUUCUUUUCAAGUACUUGGCUGAUAGCAUUGGCCUGAGGUGUACUCUGGUUAGAGGUGACUACAAUCGUGCUUGGAAUGAAGUACUCCUCUACAAGGGCGAGCCCUGUAGCAAUGAAAACUUUUCACAGCCAUGUUGCUACAUUGUUGACCUCAUGCACCAGCCUGGAACCUUCCUGGAGGCUGAUAGCACUGCUGCUAUCGAAUAUGAAAGCCUAUAGAGGAGGGGUGUCAAACUCCAUUUCACGGUGGGCCAAAAUUUCAAAUUGGCACAACGUCGUGGGCCGAACUCAAUAUUGAAUGAAAAAUCACUGCGAUGUGCAUGUUGCCCUUUUCUGCAGAAAUGUUAGCAUUCAACUUGAUCAGAUGCUUAAACACUGAAUCUGGAAUAAACAAACUUUAGGAUUAUAAACACAAGAAAUCGAAUUUGCGAUAAAAGUUAUCAGUGGUAUUUGUUUGUUGUUUUGUAUUUAAAUAGAUAACAUGAAUUCUUCUGUCUGUCCGCCUGAGGGAUCGAAGGUCACGGGCAUUCAAUGUUGGUUUUGGGCCUCGCCGCUUACAUGCAGUGAUUUCUCCAGAUUCGCUGAACCUUUUGAUGAUGUUAUGGACCGUAGAUGAUGAAAACCCGAAAUUCCUUGCAAUUGUACGUUGAGGAACAUUGUCCUUAAACUGUUGGACUAUUUUCUCAGGGAAGCUCCUUUUCUACCCAAUCAUUGCACCCACCUGUUCCCAAUGAGCCUGUUCACCUGUGGGACGUUCCAAACAGGUGUUUGAUGAGCAUUCCUCCACUUUUUUGCCACCUGUCCCAGCUUUUU